AUGUUGACCCCUUCAGAUGUUUCAUAAAGAUCUUAAGAAGGUAUAUAUAUUGAAACACGGUCACGUUUCUUAAUACUUCUAAUCAAAAUGUUUACGGUGGCACUCUAUAUAUUUUGUUCCAUUCUGAAUGUUGGUGUUACUCAUGCGCAGAUAGUUGGUAUAGGAAAAUGCCCUCCAGUAGUGGCACAAAAGGAACUCGAUGUAAAAGAGUAUCUCGGGGAUUGGUAUGAAAUCUACAAAUUCAAAGCAAACUUUGAAGACGGUCAAGAAUGCAUAAAAGCUAAUUAUUUGCUUAAGGAGGACAAACACAUCAGAGUUCAAAACGAGGGAAAGACCCCAAACGGAGAAACGAUUUCAAUAGUUGGUGAUGGUUACGCACCCGAUGAGAACGAACCAGCGAAACUAUUGGUUAAAUUUUCUGAAGGUGCUCCAUAUGGAAAUUACUGGGUAGUUGACACAGACUACAAAACAUAUACUCUUAUUUAUUCCUGUUCGGAAGUAGUCGAUGUACAUUUUGAAUUCGCAUGGAUACUGGCAAGGGAGAAAUCCAUAACAGAAGAAAUUAAGACUAAGCUUUUCCAAGAACUCGAAGAUUUCAAAGUCGACGCUAAAAAUUUCAUGAAAACCGACCAAACAGCAUCAUAUUGUGAGGACAAGUGAAAAUAUUGAACUAGUGUAACAACAUUACUGUGACAUAAUGAUAUAUAAAUGAAUUAAAGAAAUAAUUACCAUCCAUAGUUUGCGAAUAUAGGAGAGAGAACUUCAAGAGUUGUAAUACCUUGUGGUCUUAUCAAUUUGAUUCUCUAAACAAAUAAAAUAAUAUUAAAUCUUAA
Mytilus trossulus (common blue mussel) is the source of this 833-nucleotide messenger RNA. RefSeq names its product apolipoprotein D-like. Bases 88 to 660 code for a protein of 190 amino acids. Gene Ontology annotation, cellular component: cytoplasm. NCBI's taxonomy places the organism in Eukaryota, Metazoa, Mollusca, Bivalvia, Mytilida, Mytilidae. The transcript has 4 exons. Gene Ontology annotation, molecular function: pigment binding. Gene Ontology annotation, biological process: lipid metabolic process; response to reactive oxygen species. The record is from RefSeq and is a predicted model, not a curated record.